UGCGCAGCCCUCUCCAGGUGCUCUCCGCCUCUAACCUGUGAGGACAAAGAGCCUGUAGUCUCUGGGAGUGUCCCGCUGCAGAGAGCGGAGCAUCGUUUACCCUGAGGGCCCCUUUAAGAGAGCUGGCCGGCCGUAUCUGCUGAUCUGUCAGCCGGCUGCAGCAUCCUGCUGCGGGACACCAGGGACGGCUCCCGGCGCUGGCUGCUGCACCGGGACCUCAACGCAGCCGCGUAAUCGAUGAUCGGGACUAGAAAUGCGCCCCUCAGCAUCCCGGACCUGUCAGGUGUAAAAAAAAAAAAGUUGACCGGACUGAGCUGAUGAGGAAGGAAGCGGCCGAUCGUCCCCUGCCAUCCCCGCCCGCAUCGCGUCAGACGCGUUUUAUAUGAUGGCCGAGCAGAAAGCUGCCCUGUUCCGGGGCUCUGCGGCGGGACGGGCUGCGUGCCUUGGCGCACCGCUGCUGCGGCUGUAGUCGGCGCCGACGUCCUGUUCCGCGGUUCGGCCGGUCCAGCCGGCUCGGCUGGUCGGGAGGACGCAGCUGCGCUUUUCAAGAGGACGCAGCUCCGAGACGUGCCGUGCCCGAUGCACACGCUACCGUCGCUACUCACGUUUGCCAUGCAUAUUGAUGAUGAACGUGUGUUCUCUGAAGGGGGAGCGUGCGGCAGAGCCAGGCAUGUCCGGAUGCAGCGAGCUGAGCCUGAGGGGGCUGCCCAUGGAGAGCUGGAUGUCUCAGCUGCCAUGCGCUCUGUGGGACACCCCGCUGUACCACCUGGCCAUCCCGGGCAGCCACAACGCAAUAACCUACUGCCUGGACAUGAACAACCGGUCCCCCGUGGACCCCAUGCAGCCCGACAUGCUUCAAAAGCUGGACAAAUACAUGAAGCCCCUCAUCCGUCCGUUCGUGUACAAGUGGGCAAUAACGCAAGAGUUCACUAUAAAGCAGCAGCUGGACUGUGGCGUUAGAUACUGCGACCUGAGGAUCGCGCACAGACCCAACGAGCACUCCACCGACCUGUACUUCUACCACGGGGUUUACACCACGCUCACAGUGGAGACCGUCCUGAUGGAGAUAAAGGAGUGGCUGGACGCUCAUCCCAAAGAGGUGGUCAUUCUGUCCUUCAGCCACUUCCUCGGACUGAACCAGGAGCUCCACGCGCGGCUGCUCACCACCAUACGCAGCACAUUCACCACCAAACUCUGCCCCAAAAUGGAGGUGCUAACGCUUCGGAAUCUGUGGGCCUUGGGCUACCAGGUGAUCGUCUCCUACGAACACAACAUGUCCAGCUCCCACAGCGACCUGUGGCCUCACAUUCCCUACUGGUGGGCCAACAAGUGCAAAGCCGAGGCUCUCAUCGAGGAGUUUGAGGAACGCAAGCAACACGGCAGACCAGCUGGCUUCUUCGUCACCGGGAUUAAUCUGACCGAGGACCUGAAGUACAUCUGCACCCACCCCACGGAGUCCCUGAAGGACCUGGUGAUGUCCACGUACCCGGCGCUGCUCGCCUGGGUCAGGGAGCAGACGCCCGGCUCCAGGGUGGGCUCCCUCAACAUCAUAGCCGGGGACUUCAUCACCGAGAGACACUUUGCACCCACUGUCGUCACGCUGAACGAGAAGCUGCUCAAAUGGCCGUCCUGACUUCAGACGGCGCGGCACAGAGAGUCUGCAAAAGCAAUGAAAUCAAUGAAAAGUUGCACAAGCUUUGUUUUGAUCAGACUGAAGGGAAAACGCAUUUUACCACUAGAGUUAUGAUUAGUUGACUAUAAACGGGCUUACCCGACGUAGCAUUUCAGUUUCACACAUGGACUUUUCUACCUGAACUUUACCUUGUUUACGUUCAGUUGCCUCUUCAUGCGCCGCACUGUGUCAGUUUUCGGUCCGGUGGCGGGCUGACCACAGCAAUAAUGGUGCAACCAAACGCACCCCGUUGUAGGCAUCUUUAAUGAGGAAGCACAAACACUGUUACGUGGGGUAAUGCAGAAGAUAACGUUUUUGAAGAUUUACGCCAGCGGUAACCUUCAAGACGUAACUUCAAGACGAAAACUUGGGUUGACCCACAGAACGAAUUAACUAUUUAUGCAAGUUUAUGCAACGUGCAUGGAAAUCGUUUUAUUUGCAUGAAGCCAGCACUGGUUGUUCUGUUUAAAAACAACAACAAGCUUUUAACCUCUAGCUAAUGCCUUGAGUUAAAAAUUAACGCUGCACCGCUGUGCCUGUGGAGAUGAGCUUUUUGAACUUAACAAAAUCACACUUUAAUAAUCCCAAAAGAACCAUUCAGCUCAUGAAAAAGUAUGCAGAAAAUAAAAAGACGAUAUCAGUUGUUAAACUGUUGGAAUGCUGAUUAUUUAUUUUACAAAUCACAAGGAAGUAUACUUAAGGAUAUUUUCAUUUUCUGAAAAUGUUGGAUAGAUCUAGGAGACUUUACUUCACUGUUGAACAAAUCUCUAAUUUUACACGAGUAUCGUUUUAUGUAACGCCUAGCUAGGGAGAGAUUACAGAGAUUGUCGUUUUUAAAUCUAUAUAAAUGCAGGUGUGAAUAAACGGGACGAGUAACAGAAUAAAAGUAAGUUUUAGAUGCAGCUCGCUGGUGGUUUGGGCCUUUUUUUUUUUUAGAACA
This is a messenger RNA of Fundulus heteroclitus (mummichog), 2612 nucleotides long. RefSeq names its product phosphatidylinositol-specific phospholipase C, X domain containing 1 (gene plcxd1.1). The coding region runs from base 623 to 1633 and encodes 336 amino acids. The record is from RefSeq and is a predicted model, not a curated record. Lineage: Eukaryota; Metazoa; Chordata; Actinopteri; Cyprinodontiformes; Fundulidae. Gene Ontology annotation, biological process: lipid metabolic process. The transcript has 7 exons. Gene Ontology annotation, molecular function: phosphoric diester hydrolase activity.